GACAAUCUGAAAGAGUACAGUAGUUAUUUACGCUACAGCAUCCAAAUGAUUCUGUGAAGAAGAAAUGGAAAUAACAAGUAGGAUCAAUAUUUUUUCAAGUAUCGCUUGUGAGAUGGACAGGGUUAAUGCGUGGAUAACAUGUUAAAAGGAAAGUGUUUGCUGGGAGAGAGACAUGAGAGAUCUGAUCCAGAGACUGCUGAGUUCAUAGACUUCAGAUGAUCGUGGUGGCUCCUGUGCUCAGCUGAAGAAGAACCCUGCUGCAUUGUGGAUUACUUUUCUGACUUUAUCGUUUUUUAAAUAUUCCCAACCAUGGCGAAGUCUGGAUAUGCCUACUACAGGACUACUAUCUUCCUUGCCAUGUUUGUGGGCUACACAUUGUAUUACUUUAACAGGAAGACGUUUUCGUUUGUUAUGCCUUCUGUAAUGCAGGAGAUCUCGCUGGAUAAGGAUGACCUGGGACUUAUCACUAGCAGUCAGUCACUGGCGUACGCCAUCAGCAAAUUUAUAAGCGGUGUUCUCUCGGACCAAAUCAGUGCCCGAUGGCUUUUCUCCAUUGGCCUCUUUAUGGUUGGUGUCAUCAAUGUGGUUUUCUCCUGGUCCUCCUCUGUGGCGAUAUUCGCGGGCCUGUGGUUCCUGAAUGGACUUGGUCAGGGUCUGGGUUGGCCACCAUGUGCAAAAGUACUACGGAAGUGGUUUGAGCCAUCUCAGUUUGGCACGUGGUGGGCAGUGCUUUCCUGCAGUAUGAAUUUGGCCGGGGGUCUUGGUCCCAUCAUUGCCACAGUGAUGGCUCAGAGUUACAGCUGGAGGUCCACAUUGUCCAUCUCUGGCCUGACCUGUGUGGUCACGUCCAUCUUCUGUCUAAUGAUUAUCCGAAAUGAACCCAGCGAAGUCGGCCUGCCCAAUAUUGACGCCGGUCCAAAGAAAGGCAAAGGAGGCUCCGUCAAAGACGAAAGCACCUUCAAAGACUUCAUCCUUUCUCCAUAUUUGUGGGUGUUAUCAUUUGGCUACCUGGUGGUGUUUGGGGUAAAGACAGCUUAUACUGACUGGGGACAGCUGUUUCUCAUCCAGGACAAGGGCCAGUCAACACUAAUGGGCAGUUCUUUCAUGAGCGCACUUGAGAUCGGAGGACUAUUGGGGAGUUUAGCAGCAGGAUACCUGUCAGACAGGGCCGUGGCAAAGCAAGGACUGAGUUUGCAUGGAAAUCCUCGGCACGGUCUCCUGCUCUCCAUGAUGGCUGGGAUGUGCAUCUCCAUGUAUCUUUUCCGCACCACUGUCACGACACACAGCUCAAAUGUCUGGAUUCUUUUGUUGGGGGCAGCAUUUGGCUUUUCUUCAUAUGGACCAAUUGCUUUAUUUGGAGUUCUUGCGAAUGAGAGCGCACCAUCAAACUACUGUGGAACCUCCCAUGCCAUUGUUGCUUUGAUGGCAAACAUUGGUGGUUUCCUCUCAGGGUUGCCUUUUGGCACAAUUGCCAAACACUAUGGCUGGAACACAGCAUUCUGGGUAGUGGAGAUAUUCUGUACGGUCACUACGAUUGGAUAUUUCCUGCUCCGGAAUAUCCGCACCAAGAUGGGAAGCAUACCUAAGAAGGCUGACUAAGCAACAGUUUAUUUUUUAAAUAUCUUUUAACUAGAUUAUGGGGCAUACUCUGGGAUUAUUGAAAAUGUGCCAAUUUUUUUAAGGAAUUACCUUUGGUGUUUGUUAAAUUAUGGAUAGAUAAUAUUAUUUUCACUAAUGACAGAUGAAUAUAUUGAAAAUGAUGAACUGUUUUAACGGUACAUUCACACGGGGCGUAAGCGUUAACGCUUAACAGAAGGCUUGUCUGAAGCGUGGCCAACAGCCAAUCACUGUGGCCGCAACACAAGCUCUGGUCUUCCAUAAACGUAAUUGGCUGGCUUUGCCUAGGUUAUUUGCAUAAGGCGUUAUGAUUGGCUGACGCACGCGUUGCCGCUUGAAAAGUUGAGAAAUGUUCAACUUCUGCCGCGAGCAACGGCACUGACGUGGCGCCGACGUAUCCACAAUUCAGUUCGCCAACGCUUGACGUCACCCAUUAAAAGUGAAUGGGAAGCGUCAAUGCUGACACCCCGUGUGAAUGCGCCCCGUAAGGCUUUUGCAGUUGUAGUAUUGCUGAAAAUUACAUCAAAGUACAUCAACAACUUUUUUGGGGGGAUUUUCUACUUUUUUUAACCAGUGUACAACAUAACAGAACAUGUUGUGGACAUUGCUUUCAGAAAAGUGUUAUUUAUUCUGUAUUCCAUUAAAACUGGAUAACAGUAUUUUAUACUGUUCUGAUCACGUUACUGGAUUUGAUCGACUUGCAAGAGUUUAUAAAGCCUUUUUUCUCAGUGGUGUUAAUAUCAUUAUCAGUUUUUUAAUGAUGUGUAAACUGGUCCUACCUCUCUAUCUGUAUUACAAAAUUUAUAAAUGUGUAUAAUGAAAUAUGCAAAUGUUUUGCCACAUGAUUUUUAAAUAGCACAAUAAAUGAGUUUAUAUAAAUAAAACCCUUUACAUUAA
This is a messenger RNA of Paramisgurnus dabryanus, 2514 nucleotides long. RefSeq names its product solute carrier family 37 member 4a (gene slc37a4a). Lineage: Eukaryota; Metazoa; Chordata; Actinopteri; Cypriniformes; Cobitidae. The record is from RefSeq and is a predicted model, not a curated record. Gene Ontology annotation, molecular function: glucose 6-phosphate:phosphate antiporter activity. Gene Ontology annotation, biological process: phosphate ion transmembrane transport; glucose-6-phosphate transport. Gene Ontology annotation, cellular component: endoplasmic reticulum membrane.